CUGACAGCACGAUCGCUGCCGUCCAUACAGUCUGAUGAGCGACUACAACCUCUGCUUAAUCAUCUCAGCCAUUCUUAUGUGGGCCCAGAUUACGCUGUGCAAAAGAACACAGGAAAAAUUUCUCUAGGUCAAGUUGAUGCUCUUUCUGUGAAAUCAUUCCCUCUUUGUAUGCGCCAGUUGCACAAGGCCCUACGUGAUAACCAUCAUCUCCGUCAUGGGGGCCGUAUGCAAUACGGGCUGUUCUUAAAAGGCAUCGGCUUGACUCUGGAACAGGCACUGGAAUUUUGGAAGAAAGAAUUUAUCAGAGGAAAAGUGGAUUCAGAUAAGUUUGACAAAGGAUAUGCUUACAGCAUUCGCCACAACUAUGGGAAAGAAGGGAAGAGAACUGAUUAUACCCCAUAUAGCUGCAUGAAGAUUAUCAUGUCCAAUCCACCAAGUCAAGGGGAUUAUCAUGGGUGCCCAUUCCGCCACAGUGAUCCUGAGCUAUUGAAGCAGAAGCUGCAGUCAUACAAGAUCCCUCCCAGUGGAAUAACUCAGAUCCUGGAAUUGGUGAAGGGCAUGCAUUACCAGCUGGCCUGUCAGAAGUACUUUGAGUUGACACAUGAUGUUGAUGACGUUGGGUUUUCUUUGAGUCAUCCUAAUCAGUAUUUUACAGAGAGUCAAAGGCUGUUAAGUGGUGGUAGAGAACUAAAGAAGGAACUAAGUAAUUCAGGAAACCCUCAACAAAAAAAUAAUAAUCAGGAAGGCAUGAAUUCAAAUUCUGCUCCCACCUCUUCAAAUGCAACAGCUGAUGCAGAACUGGAGGGCCUGGAUGAAUACUUCGCUGAAGACUAA
Molecule: messenger RNA, 834 nt
Organism: Nestor notabilis (Kea)
Lineage: Eukaryota; Metazoa; Chordata; Aves; Psittaciformes; Psittacidae
Gene: PRIM2
Product: primase, DNA, polypeptide 2 (58kDa)
Exons: 7
Biological process (GO): DNA replication, synthesis of primer
Cellular component (GO): alpha DNA polymerase:primase complex
Source: RefSeq, a predicted model, not a curated record